Messenger RNA from Dovyalis caffra, 855 nucleotides. NCBI's taxonomy places the organism in Eukaryota, Viridiplantae, Streptophyta, Magnoliopsida, Malpighiales, Salicaceae. The record is from the annotation of a GenBank genome assembly.
AUGGCGGCAACAGGUGCGUCAAUCUUUAAAAUUUCGACGCAACCUCUUGUCUCGGCAAGGCCAAUUACCAAUACUAAUGCUAAUCCAACCGUCUCAAACUCUCUUGCUAGUUCCUUUAUAGGUUCUUCAUUGCCGAGAAGGGGCUCUACUCAGAAGAACAAAACAGUUAAGAUUAUUAGGAAAGUAACUGCUGCAGCCGCUAUUGCCACAGCUCCACCGGAGGAGGUUAAGGAUUGUGAACGUCCUACAUGGUCCAUGUUUGAACUUGGAAGUGCUCCUGUAUUCUGGAAAACCAUGAACGGCCUUCCUCCAACUUCUGGAGAGAACCUGAAGAUUUUUUACAAUCCAGCUGCAAACAAGCUUGUUCCAAAUGAAGAAUUUGGGAUUGCUUUUAAUGGAGGUUUUAAUCAGCCCAUUAUGUGUGGUGGCGAGCCAAGGGCAAUGCUGAAGAAAAUUCGAGGGAAGGCCGAUCCCCCAUUUUAUACCAUCCAGAUAUGCGUUCCUAAGCAUGCUGUGAACUUGAUAUUCUCGUUCACAAAUGGAGUUGAUUGGGAUGGUCCUUAUAGACUGCAGUUUCAAGUUCCCAAUGGCUGGCGAAACAAGCCCAUCGAAUUCUUCAAUGAGGGUCUGGCAGAAGAGUUGAGUAAAGAAGGUGCAUGUGAAAAAGCAAUUUUUCCAGAUACAAAUAUCAUUGUUACAAGAUGUGCUAUGAUCGGCAACUUAACCACUGAAGGGGGUGAUCGUUGCGAUCUUGAUCUAGUUGUAGGAUGCAUGGAUACUACUUCACAUUUGUAUAACCCCCUAGCCAAUGUAGAUGAUGGAUCCUGCCCAGUUGAUUCUGAUACGGAAGAUUAG